This is a messenger RNA of Dermochelys coriacea (leatherback sea turtle), 1853 nucleotides long. RefSeq names its product interferon-inducible GTPase 5-like. The transcript is spliced from 2 exons. Gene Ontology annotation, cellular component: membrane. The record is from RefSeq and is a predicted model, not a curated record. Bases 160 to 1383 code for a protein of 407 amino acids. Gene Ontology annotation, molecular function: GTP binding; GTPase activity. NCBI's taxonomy places the organism in Eukaryota, Metazoa, Chordata, Testudines, Dermochelyidae.
CAGCAGGGCUCCUUCCUUCCAGCAGGGGGCAGCAGGGACACACACACACACACACACACACACACAGGAAACGAAAGUGAAACCCAUGAGCCCGCAGGUCGCCUCCAGCAGGGGACAAGGACAGAUCUGGCCCCACUUGGGAGUGCUCUCCCAAGCCCCAUGGCUGAUCAGACCCCCCCGGAGAGCACCUUCACGGAGGAGUAUGACAUCAUCACCGACGAGGACAUCGUGGAGAUCAGGGACGCCCUGGAAGGGGGCCGGAUGGACGAAGCCGCCUCGAAGAUCCUGGAGAGCCUGGAGGCCUUGGAGAACGCCCGGCUGGACAUUGCCGUGACCGGGGAGUCUGGCUCCGGCAAAUCCUCCUUCGUCAAUGCCAUCCGCGGCCUGCAGGACCAUGACGAGGGAGCGGCCGCCACGGGGGUGGUGGAGACCACCAUGGAGCCGACCCCGUACCCCCACCCCAGGCACCCCAACGUGACGCUGUGGGACCUGCCAGGCAUCGGCACCCCGGAGUUCCAGUCCCACACCUACCUGGAGCGGGUGGGCUUCCCCCGCUACGAUUUCUUCAUCCUCAUCGCCUCCGAGCGCUUCCGAGCCAACCAUGCCCAGCUGGCCCGGGAGAUCCAGGACAUGGGCAAGCGCUUCUACUUCGUGCGCUCCAAGGUGGACAACGACCUGGACGCGGCCAGAAAAAGGCGGUCGGCGAGCUACAGUGAGCAGGGGGUCCUGACGCAGAUCCGGGACGACUGCUGCCAGCGGCUGCUGGCCGAAGGGGUGGCUUCCCCAACCGUCUUCCUCCUCUCCAGCUGGGAGCUGGGCAGCUACGACUUCCUGGCGCUGGAGGAAACCUUGGCGAAGGAGCUGCCUAGCCACAAGAGACACGCGUUCCUCCUGGCUUUGCCCAACAUUUCACUGGGCGUCCUGCAGAGGAAGAAGGAAGCCAUGCAGAGGCAGAUCUGGAAGCUGGCCACUAUCUCCUGCAGCGUGGCCGCUGUCCCCAUCCCGGGGCUCUCGGUGGCCUGCGACAUGACCAUCCUGGUCAAAACCCUCUCUAAAUACCGCCAGACCUUCGGCUUGGACGACGAGUCGCUCUGCAAGCUGGCUGAGAAGGUGGGCAAACCCGUGGAGGACAUCAAAGAGGCCAUCAAGUCGCCUCUGCCCAGGGAGAUCUCCAGGGACCUGGUGCUGAAGUUGCUGACCAAAGCCGGAGGAGGAGCACUGAUGUUCAUUGAGUACCUGGCCAGCACGGUGCCGGUGUUUGGGUCCAUGGUGGCCGGGGGGAUCUCCUUCGCAACCACCUAUUACAUGCUCCGCAGCUUCCUCGACGAAGUCGCCAGGGACGCCCACAGCGUCCUCAUCAAGGCCUUCGAGACGGACGUUUGAAGGAGGGGCGGCGGGGGGGAGGGGGGGGGGGGGAUCUUGGCCGCAGCACUGAGCUCAGUCUGCCGGCCAUGGCAGAGAUUUCGGUGCCGGCUCCUCAGCGAGAAGAGGUCGGUGUUGGGCUGAUGGACACCAGCUGGGAAGUCGGCGGGUAUCAGAGCAGCAUGUGACCAGCUGGCCUCCAUGGGACCCACAGGCUCUCCGGACUUGUCCCGAAGGGCACCUGCUCCGUGCCAGCGGUGCUGUCUCCCACCAUGGAGGGGGAAAGCAACCCGGGAGGGUAACGGGAGGCCACAGGCUGUGGUGCUAUUUUGGGGCCCUGUAGGGGGAGCCUUGCAGCUCCCAGUGGAGGAUUGUGGGAGCUCAGCACCCCUGGUCUGGGAUCAGCCUCGCUUUGGUGCAAUCAGGGUGUGGUUCAGUAAAACGUGGGAUUGUUUUGCGGGUGGUUGAUUAAAAACAAACUUUAAAUUAAA